Amphimedon queenslandica is the source of this 2329-nucleotide messenger RNA. Its product is annotated as protein FAR1-RELATED SEQUENCE 4-like. The record is from RefSeq and is a predicted model, not a curated record. NCBI's taxonomy places the organism in Eukaryota, Metazoa, Porifera, Demospongiae, Haplosclerida, Niphatidae. The coding region runs from base 1 to 1731 and encodes 576 amino acids. The transcript is spliced from 9 exons.
AUGGCAGGUAUCGGUCAGUUAGAUGAUGGUGAAGACGAAGGUGAGGACGAUAGCCUCAUGGAAGUAGCUGACGAAGGGACCAGAGUUGUUACUAACUCUACUGAUUUCAGAGUUGGCCAAACCUUCGAGACCAAUGACGACUUAUCUAAGAAGAUUUCUGAAUAUGAAAGAGCCCAUUUUGUCCAGCUUUGGAAACGGGACACUAAGACGGUCGAAGCAGCCCAAAAGAUGCUGAGCAGGACAUUGUCAAGCCGUAUUAAGUACUAUGUCCUUACUUAUGCUUGUAUUCAUGGAGGUAGGAAGUUCAAAGCUCGUGGUGAAGGAAAAAGAAGUACACAAACAUUUCAAAAGGAAUGUCCAUUUGAGUUAAAACUGAGAGCAUCUGUAGAUGGAAAUUUUCUUGAAGUGAGAGACUUUAACGAAAGUCACAAUCAUGAGAUUACUCGAGAGUUAUUUAAGCAACUUCCAACACAGCGGAAGUUGUCUGCUCAAGAGCAAGCUUCUGCUAGGCAUUUGCUGUCAUUAAAAGCAAACAAGAAGAUGGUCCAGGACAACUUAUCAGCUGAUACAGGCAAAGUUGUGUUACUGAAGGACCUUAGCAACAUAAUGAGACGAGACACAAGCGAUACUAGAAACAAUCUUAACCAAACAGUCAAGUUAUUAACAGAAAAGUUUGGCGCAUCAGUUGAGCUAUUAUUAGGAGAAAAUAAUGUCCUUUUUGGUGUCUAUUUUCAGGAUGUGCAAAUGAAGAACAUCUUAAAUUCUUAUCCAGAAGUAGUUUGUGUGGAUGCUACUUAUAAGCUCCUAGAGUUGCGAUUUCCAGUUUACAUCAUGCUCAUUGAAGAUGGCAAUGGUCAAAGUGAAAUCGUUGCUGUAUUUCUGUUACAAGAAGAGACUGAAGAGUCAAUUUCUUCUGUCAUUGAUAUGUUUAUUAGACAAAAUCCAGCCUCUUCAAAAGUUCGUAUUAUAAUUACAGAUAAAGAUAUGACGGAGCGUGAUGUAUUAGCUAGAAAGUUUCCUUCUGCUCAGUUACUGAUAUGUUUGUUUCAUACCCUAAGAACAUUUCGUCGUGAAGUAACAUUGGAGAAAAUGGGGAUUACUCCAGGCCAGCGCAAUUUAUACUUAGAUCUCAUGCAACAAAUGGCUUAUGCAGCCUCAGAAGAAAAGUAUUUGGAAGUUUAUGAAAGAUUUAAAGAUUCAGCUGUACCCUUGGUGAGGCAAUAUUUUGACACUCAGUGGCAUUCGAUUCGCUCCCAGUGGGUUGUUGGUCUAAAGCACAGUUAUGGAAGUUUUUUAAAUAGUACCAAUAAUCGUGUCGAGUGUAUUAAUUCAAAAUUGAAGUCUGUGAUUGACAGGUACAGUUCUUUGGAAGAUUUUGUGGAGAAGUUUUUUUUGAUUUUACGUGUCAUGCGUUCUGAACGUGAUCAUAGAGCUAUUCAAUCAUCUCAAAAAGUUCCCGUAAUUUUUCAUACAGCCGAUCCUGCUGUUGUAAAAUAUAUGAAGCUACUUACCCCAUAUGCUUUUAAGUAUUUUUCUCAGCAGUUAGCUUUGAAAGGGAAGGUAUCUCUUAAAACUACCGAUUUGUCACUUGAAGCUAAUGACACGAAUCAAAUUUACGAAGUUACUUGCUCUAGUGGAGUUACACUUAAUGUUUCUGUAAAUGAUUGCCAAUGUUCAUCUUGGACUUCAAUGAAAGCUUCCCUGCCGACAUAUCUUAGCAGUGAGAGAUAAGGUAAAGAUUGAUCUUUAUUCUGAAGAGCUAUGUGAUAAAAGGUGGCAAAUUUCUUAUUACAAGUCAUGUCAACGUGCCUAUACUGCUGAUUCAAAUGAUGGUGGUGCUGAAUCACCUGGAUGUGUUAAUUCAGUGUGUAUUUCUUCAAAAAAGAAGAGGAUACUUUCUCAGUCUGAGAAGUUUCGCAGAGUUUCUAAAUUGACAACCAAACUGGCUUUUUUAGCAUCUGAAGAUAGUGGUCAUAGGUUUAAUGAUAGAUGUGAAGUAUUGAAAUUUAUUGCAACAGAAUGGGAAAAUGGAAGAGGAGUUAGAGUUGAGAAAGAGAAAGAUGAAGUUGAGAGCUGUAUUUUAAAUUCAGAUGAGAAUGACGUACUUGAUUAUGGACAAUCUGAUGAAGAAAUGCAAGUGCACCAUGAGGAUGAAAAUUGUGUCAUUGAUGAAUUGCCACAUCCAAAAAAAGCCCCAAAAAUUGGUAUUAUAGGUGAUAGUUCUAUUGAUGAUUUUUUGUCUCAAGAAUUGUUUGCAUCUGAUUCUAUAGCACCAAUUGAUAUUGCUUCACAGUUGCCAGAACCUGCUACAGGUAUAAUUAAUUUAAUG